ACAGCUGAGCGCAGCUGUCAAACCCAGCAAAGCAGUGAUGUGUCAGUGUACGUGGUUUCUAAAAAUUUAUCAUUUAAACAAAAUAUUCAUAAAUUUACAAAAUAAUUAAGAAAGUACUGCCGUUUGUUGUAAAUGAUAUUAAUAUUAAUGUAGUAUCGAAUACAAGAAGUAGCCACCCACCUUUAAACAUGGAUAUAACGCAAAAGUUCAAAGCCGGUGUAAUGACAGUGAAAUUACAACGCAAAGGUGAACUGCCCCCACAGGUAGUGGAUAAACAACGUAUUCUGCCUAAAAGCGGCGCUGGUGUUGGAGCUGGUCAUCGUGAUGAAUUCACAAGGCUAGCAAAGGAUGUGUGCCACAAAAUCACAACAUUGCGUAAUGUGCUGGUGGAGAAUCGUGCUGCCUAUAUGCGUAUAGGUCAGCACCUGAAGAGUGCCACACAUAUGAGCGAUGAGCAACGUGAUCUUAUUGACCGAGAAUCAGAAAAAUUCGUAGCAUAUUAUACGCAGCAUCUGGCACAAAUGCGCAUCGAUUGGAAAAGUUCAAAAAGAAAAGCACAACAACAACAACACAUUGAAGCCGUAAUCGAUUUAUUAGAACGCUAUUUACACAGUGUACAACAAAUUUAUUUAGAACAAAAACGUUAUCGAGUGCAAUAUGAAUUGGAAACCUAUAAACUAUUAAAAUUAGCAGCUGAUAAAAAGAAAAUACCAGUGCGACCAGCUGGUGAGCAUAGUGGUCGCCGCGUGCCACGACAGUCGACAAGCAGUAGCAACGAUGCUGAUGAUGUGGUUGAUGAAUUACAACCACGGAGUUUAUUGAGUGAGGAUGUGUCAGACUUACAAGGCGAUUGGCUAGAUGACGAUGACUUGAGCGUUAGUAAUUAUAAUAAAAACGAACUAAACGAUGCAGCUGAUGGUAAAAUUAAUGGAUAUCUAACUGACGAGGAAAAUUUAAAUACAAGUGGUUCACAACUGCGACACCGACAUCCACACGCCACAACUGAAGAUAACAUUGGUAGUGGUGGUGAAUUGAAAACAACACAAUCCUCACAGAAGGUGGCCUUAGACGAGGAUUUACAAAAAUCACAGCAAUUGGAAGAUGAGGCUGAAGCAGCUAAAAAACUUUCACCCGAAGAUGUGCAAAUGUACGAACAGGAGAAUGUGCAACUAUAUCAUGAAUUACAGGGUGUGGCCGAAGAAGUGGAACAAAUUGAGAAAAACGUGGUAGACAUAGCGCAAUUGCAGGACAUCUUUACAGAGAAGGUUUCUCUGCAACAACACAACAUUGAGCGUAUCGCAAACGCCGUCAUUGGUGCGACCGAAAAUGUCAAGGAUGCAAAUGAGCAGAUCAAACAAGCUAUACAACGCAAUGCUGGCCUACGUGUAUGGUCACUAUUUUUCCUAUUAGUAAUGUCAUUUGCUUUACUCUUCCUUGACUGGUAUUACGACUGAAAUCAUGUUAGGAAAGUAAUGCUAAUUUCAAGCGUGAAAUUAUAUAAUAGAACCAACAUUAUAUUAUAUCGUCUUAAUAAUAUUUGUUGUGGAAUUUAAAAUAUUUUUAAAUAUUAGGAAUCUAUGUUUUUUAACUGACACACAUAUGUACGGUGAUAAAAAUAUUAAGUUAUUUAGUUGGAAAUAUCUUGUAAUGAUUUAUAAUAGUCGUACACAGUCACUUUAACAUGCAUUUUUACAUAAACUAUGUGAAGCAUACUUUUUUGUACCGUAAUUAGCUUAAGCACAUACAUCCAUACAUAUAUACGAAAUACUAAAACAAUAAUUAUGGCGCAACGUGAAAAUAAUAAAAACAGCUAUUUUACAGCAUUUAGUUAGAAAAUUAAUGUGGGAAAUAUAA
Messenger RNA from Zeugodacus cucurbitae (melon fly), 1854 nucleotides. RefSeq names its product syntaxin-18 (gene Syx18). The record is from RefSeq and is a predicted model, not a curated record. Gene Ontology annotation, biological process: retrograde vesicle-mediated transport, Golgi to endoplasmic reticulum. Gene Ontology annotation, cellular component: SNARE complex; endoplasmic reticulum. NCBI's taxonomy places the organism in Eukaryota, Metazoa, Arthropoda, Insecta, Diptera, Tephritidae. Bases 189 to 1454 code for a protein of 421 amino acids. The transcript is spliced from 2 exons.